AUGUACGCCCCCGUGCGCCCCCGGCCUCAGGCGGUGGCUAUCGAGACCAAGGUGGCCAACGCCGCGUCGGACCCGCUCGUCCAGCUGACCAUAUGGGCCGCGGCCUCCUUCGAGCGGCUGAGGCAACUACAGGCGCCGGCUGGUGGCGAUGGCGGUAAUGGUGAUGCUGAUGAUGACGCAUUGGAAAUGGAAUCUAUCAUCACGCUCCCCCUGAUACAGGUGCGCGGGCAUGACUGGCAACUCUGGUUCGCACGCGAUGCUCCUCAUAUACCAUCGAUCUCCACGGUCAUCUCCUCAUAG
Molecule: messenger RNA, 300 nt
Organism: Anthostomella pinea
Lineage: Eukaryota; Fungi; Ascomycota; Sordariomycetes; Xylariales; Xylariaceae
Source: the annotation of a GenBank genome assembly